This is a messenger RNA of Naegleria gruberi, 1434 nucleotides long. RefSeq lists its product as uncharacterized. The record is from RefSeq and is a predicted model, not a curated record. Lineage: Eukaryota; Heterolobosea; Eutetramitea; Acrasida; Naegleriidae. The transcript has a single exon. Bases 1 to 1434 code for a protein of 477 amino acids.
AUGUACUUGUCAAGAUUGAGAUGGAAAGAGAAAGUUUUGAUUAUUGACAGAAUGCCAUUGAAAAAGAGAAGACAAUUGAGUGAAAUUUAUGGAGAUUCGUAUAGGAGAGCAACUAGACAGUUUGUAGAGGAAAAUAGGAGAAGAGAUUUACUGUUGGAGGUUAUUCGAAUGUUAACACAAUAUCAAAUGAAUGAAACUAAUAAGGGAACGACAAUUUGGAAGAAAGUAAUCAAAUUAUUAGAAAGUAAUCAGAAAUAUUCUCUCAAGUCAAUUGGAAAAAUGAAAUUUGGUAAAUUAAGUUUAGCAGAUAUUUUCUCUUCGUAUUUCGUGCUCAAUAUUAGAAACAGAGAUUAUAGAACUAGAGAUUUGACAGAGAUUUUGGAUUUUUUAUUUAAUAAGUGUGAAAUUUCAGUACUGAAAUGUAUAGAGGGUUUGUUUCGAAUGGGUCAUUAUUCGAUUUUUGAUAAUGAGGAGCUAGGAUUACUUCAAAAGUUCAAAAGAGAGUUGAGUGAUCGUAAGGGAUUUGGAGUUUCGAAUAAUUUCUUGAAAACUCUGUUUUCCCGUGCUGACUUGAGAAAGCUACAACAUUUAGAGCUUUCGACCAAGUUUGUAGAGUUGGUAAAGAAACGAAACCCUGAACGAUUUAGAAAAUACUUACUGGAACCGCACUUUAAUAAGUUCAUUAGCCAAGCUAAUGGAUCUUGGGAAUCUUUCGAAUUUUAUUUCAAGACAUUAGAAAUUCAAACAUUGCCAAAGUAUGAAGAAAGUUUCUUUAUCAAAAAGUUACUCUCAGACGAAACUCUAAAUGAUAUUUCAGUGUUAAGGAGAGCCACUAAGGAAUUCUCUCUCAAAUUAGAUUCACUUCCAUAUUUUAUUCGAAACUUUGGGAAAUUCAACUAUGAAAUGCUAUUGUUUCUUGUUGAGGAAACUAAUCAUGCUGUGAAUGAACCCAUUUAUGGAUGUUCUCUGCUGUGUGAAAUGAUUUACAAUGCACAUUUGAAUAAUAUUUCAAUAGCAAAUGAUAUUCUCUCAAUGGUGGAGAAGGGUGCAAUAAUUUCAAUAGAAACUCAAGACGAAAGAUAUUCAACCGAUGAAAUUCUAGAAUAUUUUUACGAAGAAGAGGAAUUUUAUUUACCAAUUAUGGAAAUAUUAGUUGAUAUUUGUGGAGUUAGAUUUAAAAAAUUGGAUCAUUUCAUACGAAGAGUGGCUAAUAAUUGUCGAAACUCUAAAUGUUUCUCUCCCACUGGACUAAUCUCUGUAAUUGAAUUUGCUGGUAAAUAUUUAAAUGUUCAAUCCAUUUCUACAAGAAUAUUUCAAGAUGCUAUGAAUCAUUAUUAUGACAUGUAUGUGGAAGAGAAAUUUAAUGAAAAACAAGCAGAAGAAUUCAAGAAUUAUAUUAAUGGAAAGUUUGGUGGAAAUACCUUAAUAAACUAA